AUGGCCACGCCACCGACGCUCUGCCGGAUUGACGUCCACUUUGCCUUUCGCGAGACAGAGGUGGUGGAGCUCGAGCUCGAGAUCCUCACCGCGCUGCCCAUAGAGGCGCUCAAGGAGCACAUGCACGCUCUGUUUGGCGUCCCUCUCGACGGCAUGGUCCUUGUGCUUGGCGGCAAGGCGCUCGCCGACGACACGGUCCUCACGCGCGACGCGCUCGAGGCUGCGGUGGGGAGCACUCGCUGCGAGAACUUGCUCUCCAUCCGUAUGCUCCUCCUUUCGCCGCUCGAUGAUGCCAACGCGGGGCCGAGACGAUCGGCGGGGCCGGAGCCAGCGGCGCCGCCGGCGGCCAGCUCUGCCGAGCAAGUUGCCGCCGCAGGGAGUGCCUCGGGCGUGGCGAUGCUGGUCGACAUGGGCUUUUCCGAGUCCGAGGCUGCUGCAGCGGUGGCGGCGGUCGGCGGCGAUGUCACGGCCGCCACAAACUACAUCAUCGCCAUGCGCGAGGGCCAGAUGGCGACGCCGCAACUGCAGUGCUCGUUCGCAACGACUGGUCUGCCACGCCGGCCAUGA
Messenger RNA from Thecamonas trahens ATCC 50062, 567 nucleotides. RefSeq lists its product as uncharacterized. The coding region runs from base 1 to 567 and encodes 188 amino acids. The transcript is spliced from 2 exons. NCBI's taxonomy places the organism in Eukaryota, Apusomonadida, Apusomonadidae. The record is from RefSeq and is a predicted model, not a curated record. Gene Ontology annotation, molecular function: protein binding.